Messenger RNA from Geodia barretti, 3086 nucleotides. The record is from the annotation of a GenBank genome assembly. NCBI's taxonomy places the organism in Eukaryota, Metazoa, Porifera, Demospongiae, Tetractinellida, Geodiidae.
AUGGAGGCUGUGGUGAGAGGGGAGUUUGCUGCGUGGGAGACUCGACUAAAGACUGAGCAAGGUCGACAGGAUGCUGUCAGAGUGGAGCUGGAUGAGGCGAGGGUGGCGGUGAAGGAAGAGAGGAGGAGGAGGGAGGAGGUUGAGGAGGCCUUGCACCAGGCCAGUAGACAACUGGUGGAGCUGCAGAGACAACGAGAGGACUCUCUCAGAGCCCUAGAGAAGGUGUCAGACCACGGAGCUCUCAAACAGCAGCUGGCGGAGGUGCGGACCCAGCUGGCCAGAACUGAGAGGAGGAUGUCUGAGAGCAGGGCCGAGCACCGGAGACUGCAGACCGAGCAGCAGGAGAUGAUACGAGGUCUGCGCAGACAGCUGGGCCGGCCCGCUGGAGAGCAGGGGAGGGAGGAAGGGGAGAGGGUGCAGAGAGAGCUCCUCGCCAGACUGACUGAGGCUGAGGAGGAGAAGAAACAGCUGAGAGAGGAGUUAUCUCGGCAGGCGGCAGUGGUGGGGAGACAGAGAAGCCAGCUGGAGGAGCAGGCUCUGGGACUGAGGGAGAUGGAGAGGGAGGUCAGAGAUCUCUCCGCCCAGCUCGCUCGCUGGCAGACCUCCAUACCACACUCCAGAUAUUGUACCACCAGAUCUGCUGGGUCCCGACAAGCCGCUGCAGUAACACAGACCCUCAUUUCCACCACUCCCUCUCCUCCCCACGUGUCCCCGCCUCACCUGGUCCAGGAGACGAGAUCCACUCUCGACCAGCUGGAGCAAGAGACUGAGCAGCUGCAGAUACACUACCAGCAGUUGUUUCACCCUCCCUCCCUCCCCACUCUCACACGCUCACCCCCUCACACCCCCACCUCCUGUGCCGUGCUCAGCUGGCCAGUGGGUGGAGCCAGCUCCAUGACGACUACGUCUUCCUCUGUUCCUCUCAUUGUUCACACCACCUCCACAAAGACCACACCCACCUGGCAACUUCCCAAGACCACACCCACUUCAUUUCCUGCCAGGACCACACCCAUUUCCGUUCCCAACAUUCCUCCAACAACAACAACACCCACUUUACAUCCAAAUUGUGUUCCUGAGACCACACCCACUACAAAUGCUAAUUUACAGUCUGGGACCACACCCACUACAACUUCAUUCCCUACUGUCUCCACUUCUGUCAGUAGGCACAAUGUAACUGCCACGUCACCCACACCACCCAGCUCUGUCGAAAGAGCAAUGGAGACCAAGGAAACGGAAGACGUAACUAGUUCUGCUGAGACCAAAGGAGGGGUGGACCCUCUAAUGAUGAAGUACAUGGAGCUGGUGGCCCAGAAGAGGGCAGAAGAGAAAAGGGAAGGCAGGGGGCAGCAGCCACUGCAAGAUUUCUCUCUCUCUGAACAGAGCCAGGUGCAGGAAGCCAGGUCUCUUUCUCAAGCCACUGACAGUGUCGGAGGGUUUUCAGAUGGAGACCAAGGCAGCAGAGACCCAUUUCAGGAUUGGUGACUUUACAAACUCUUCUACCUGUGCUACCAAAUACUUUAGCAGUCAUUGCUAUUGAUGCAGCGCAUUACAAUACGUAGCUCAUUUUGCAGCAACAGAAAGUAAGAACGUAUUAUUAUAACAACAUGAUAGUAUGUGGUUGAAGGGAUCGGGUCAGGCCUGAGAGACUAGGUUGUGGAGUUGGGCUGCAGCUGCUGACGGUACUGGUACCCACCCUCCCAGAGAGCGUGGUGGGAGUUCAUGCGAGCUCUGGCCUCCUCUCUCUCUCUCCUCCUCCCCCUCUCCCUCUCCUCUGCCUCUCUCUGCAGUCCCGUGGCCACCGGGAGACUUUUACUCUGCUGUGAACAUAGUCAACAUUAACACAACAGCAGGGUCAAAGGUCAGCCACACCCACUCACCUUGGCAAUCCUCUCUGAAAUGGUAGAGGUCAUAGGAUCAUCGGCUGUAUCAGUAGGGAAACCCCCUUGAAGCUUGCACUUUGACCCUGCACCAAUAGCAAUGUGUACAGUCAUGUAUGUGAUAGAGUGAGGUGUGACCGUGGGUGAAGGGAUGGGUACAGUGAGCUGUGGGGGCCUCGUCUCUCUUCCCGACUCUCUCCAUGUGCUCCACUAUACUCUGGAACUACAGUGAGAGGACUUUGACUGACAGCACAACAUCCAUUCUUCAUGGGUGAUGUACUGGAGUGUCCAGUGCAAAUGUAGCUGCAGAUGGCCUGGAUUAUAGUGAGCACGCCAGCUGACCGUGUAGAGUAUGAUGGCUGUCAUUUGGUAGUUACGUUUUACCAGGUAUAUUAUACAUAUUGUCCUCGUAAUGAACCCACCCACAUUGUUCAUCUAACCUCCUUCUGUGGUGGGUGUGGUCUCGGCUGUCGUCUGGCAAUCAGUUUCCCGCUCUUGUCCCUGUGAGGACUGCUGUGACCCCACGGAAAGUAGCUGAGGGGAGACCCCUGGGUAACAUGGGUUAAUUAGCCUCUUGGAACAAUGUGUUGAGCUGGCUCACCACUCUCUCUUGUCUCUUUCUCUCAACAGCCUCCUCCAUCUGAUCUUCUGUGAGAUGAUUACCAAUCACACAGGGGCCACCCCCACAGUGAGUGGACUCACGAAGUUUCCUGGCGUAUCGAGACUGCUGCGAUCUUCUCUGACUCUCUCUCUCCUCCUCAGACAUUGACCUCAUCAGUGUAGAUUGGUCCCCUGUCUCACCCUCCACUGCUCCUUUAUACCUCUGCACACAUACACACACACACACACACACUCUAAAAGAGGGUUAUCUAAUCAUCCCUUUGUACCAACAUAUAUGACGUAUUAACCCAUAUGCAGUGUUCCUAAGCUUCAAUUUCAUGACUUUUAAGGCAGCACGUCUGUGUAAAGUGUGUUGAAUAAUAUUAUCAUUAUACCAGAGAGUUCUCGACCUCUCUGCGGAGGUGUGUCUGGAAUCUCGUCUCUGGAUGGACCCUCAUCAGUGCAUCCACCUGACCGUCACGUGACUUCAUUGGAGCCCCGCCCCCUGGCCUCCCGAGGGGUGGGUACCCAGCCUCCUCCUCUCUCACAGAUGGUCUCUCUCCCUGCCGUGAGAUUGGGGCGUCGCCUCUCGCCAGAAGAGUUCCACUG